Monomorium pharaonis (pharaoh ant) is the source of this 1868-nucleotide messenger RNA. RefSeq lists its product as uncharacterized. The transcript has 2 exons. Lineage: Eukaryota; Metazoa; Arthropoda; Insecta; Hymenoptera; Formicidae. The record is from RefSeq and is a predicted model, not a curated record. Bases 394 to 1635 code for a protein of 413 amino acids.
UAUACAUUUAUUGUAUUGAAUUGUUUUGAUAUGUAAAUUGAAUUAUUAUAAUGAUGGUAUUUUGUGUAUUUAAUAUGACUCAAUAUAACGUUAAUGACAAUAUACCUUAAGCUAUAAACAUAUGAUAGAGAUGCUGAAUGACGAAAAAGUUGUGCAAGAAAAAUUGUUAACACAUGUUUGUUGAAGACUAUAAAAGAGUGGAUGCUGAAGUAGAGGAGUGGCAAACAUUGUAAAUAUAUUUUAUGUAUCUUUAUAAAUGAUCAUAACUACAAAGGUUGAGAAAUUUACACAGAAAGAAACAUCAAUUUAUAGAAAUUGCACAACAAUUUAAACGCUGUUUUGUGUCUGGAGAACUUCCACGUUUUAGUUCAAAACACAUAAUCAGCCCAAGACAUGUUGGCUUCUAGAAAACUUACGCUAACGUCUAAGAAACCCCAAGAACAAUGCUUAAAAGUUGCAUCUAAGAAACCAGUAAAGGAUUGUUAUUGUCAAGUUGAGACGAAUAAGACAUGCACAAAAUCAUCAAGAACUCAACACAAAUCUGUGUCACUCUACUGUUCUUGUCAAAAUGAAUUUGAGCCCAGAUUUGUCAAAGAGGCUAGCGACAAAGCAGCACUUACUCUGCCGAUCAGCUGUGAGACGCUCAGAAGAAUUCAAAAACUUGACUACACGCCCACAUCUCAAUUCCUUCGCAAUGUACAAAACAAGAUCUCCAAGUUAUGGAUUGCAAAUCAGGGAGACUGUUUGCGAAAGUGUCCACGAUCGUCCAACUACCACCGCUUUAAGACAAGCAUUAGGAUGCAGGAUAUUGACGAGAAAACAGCGUUGCCAAGUGAAUGCAAUCACGUUGACGAAAGGCAAAAAUCUCUGACGUCUCUAGUAGUACCCGCACAUACACUAGCGAACGAAGAAAAUGGAUCCGACGACAAUGUUGCUUGCGUUUCAAGCAAAAGAAGUCAAGUGUCUUCGCGAAAGUUGUCAAAGUCAACAUUACGAAAGACUAUCAGAUCCAGGAGGCAGAUACCAGAGUCCAGCGAAAGACUCGCGUCGAAAUCGCCGAUGCGAGGUAAAAAAACAACGCGGUUGCACAAGCAAGAUUGUCCUUAUUGUUGCAGAAGUGAAUUGGAGAUAAAGACUGCGAAGUUUGGCCGCGAUAAGCGUGCGGAAAGAUGUGAUUUACCGGAAUAUUGCGAGCAAAGAGAACGAUGUUUGAGGUAUGACGAUAGUCCCGCAGUCGAAACUUUUAUGGACCAGGAAAUGGAGGACCUGAAAAAGUUUCGAGAGCAAAAUUAUUUUGAAACACAUGGCUCGAGGCAUACUUUGACAUCGUCCAGAUCAUCGGAAUCGCUGCAACAGUACUUGCUGAACGAGCGAUUGUUUCCGGAACCAGUAGACAAGAUUCACAGACGAGAUUUGGUGGUGACAAUGCCGCCGUGUACGACGACGCAGAGGAAGCGUAUCCAUUACUUUCCCAGAUACGUAGUGCGACAAGAGAAGAACGCUUGCAAUACUAAUUACAAGCGUAAACGAUGCCAAAGUUGUCCUCUCACCGGGCACGCCAUUGAUCUCGGAGUUUUGAAGGCUAGACCGCCACUAAAUAGCCUAGCACUUAAGUACCAAAAAAGAGCUCUUUGACGAAGUCGAAGUGAUAAGAUGAUGGUUUCAAACCUAGAUUUCUAUUAUAGAUUUUGAAAUCUAAGUACAGCGACAUAACUUCUUUUGUUUCAAAGAUUUGGUAACAAAAAUUUCACACAUCGUGUCUCAAUGUUUUAUAUAUCUCUACCUUUUACAUCGUAUAUAAAUAUAUCUUGUGUAAAAAUACAUUUUAUAUUGUAACUUUAUUUAUAAUAAAACAACAUAUUAUAAUA